Penicillium oxalicum is the source of this 375-nucleotide messenger RNA. Its product is annotated as RNA polymerase II mediator complex head subunit MED22. Gene Ontology annotation, biological process: regulation of transcription by RNA polymerase II. Bases 1 to 375 code for a protein of 124 amino acids. The transcript has 4 exons. The record is from RefSeq and is a predicted model, not a curated record. NCBI's taxonomy places the organism in Eukaryota, Fungi, Ascomycota, Eurotiomycetes, Eurotiales, Aspergillaceae. Gene Ontology annotation, molecular function: transcription coregulator activity. Gene Ontology annotation, cellular component: mediator complex.
AUGGCUCCCCCCACAACCACGAAGCAACUGCAUGAGCGACUGAACCAGGAUAUCUCUCAGCUCGUUCAGCGAUUUGAGAAUAUCUUGGCUCUGGCUCCGGCCGAGAACACCAGCCACACAGCUACAGCCGUGGAGGAGAACCAGAUGGAGGUGGAGUCCACUGCCUUGGUCCGUGCUGCUGAGGAUCUGCUCAGCAUGACUCGAACCAUGAAGGAAAUGUGGUACUUUGGCAACCUCGACACGCUGGGUGAGAACGAGCACGACCGCGAGCGCAACAAGAAGCUCGAGGAGGAUGUCCGUGCGGUUGAGACGGCCGUCGAUGAUGGCGUGCUGUCGAAGCUCGUUCCCGAGGAAAAGACGAAAGAAAAGAAAUGA